Molecule: messenger RNA, 1242 nt
Organism: Colletotrichum orchidophilum
Lineage: Eukaryota; Fungi; Ascomycota; Sordariomycetes; Glomerellales; Glomerellaceae
Exons: 4
Coding region: 1-1242 (413 amino acids)
Biological process (GO): mRNA 3'-end processing
Cellular component (GO): RNA polymerase II, holoenzyme
Molecular function (GO): RNA polymerase II C-terminal domain binding
Source: RefSeq, a predicted model, not a curated record
AUGGCAUACAACGACGAUGCGGUACUGGCAAAGCUGUCGGCCCUGAAUGAGAGCCAUGACAGCAUUGCGACUGCUGCACAAUGGAUCAUGUUCCACAAGCGACAUGCAGAUCGCACAGUGGCACUAUGGAUGCAGCGUCUCCGGGAUUCAUCAAGUACCAAGAGAUUGAGCUUGGUUUAUCUUGCAAACGAGGUCACCCAGCAGUCAAAGGCCCGACACAAGGACGAUUUCCUUGUUGCCUUCUCCCCCGUCAUUGCUGAAGCAACGUCGUUGGCCUACAAGGGAGCGCCGGCUGAGAUCCAGAACAAGCUAAGAAGAGUCAUUGACGUUUGGAAAGACCGCUUUAUCUUCGAGCCGCCCGUUCAACAGGCUAUCGAACGCGGCAUCGAUGAACUCGAUAAGGCCCGAGGAACCGCCAAGCCAACCUUCGCUGGUCCUGGAAUGGGCGGUGGUGGUCCUUCUGUCCCAACAGAGCUCGCCCCGCUUGUCACCUCGUAUACGAAUGUCUCGAAGCUCAACCUUCCCACUAAGACGGCUGUGAGCACCGCCAACCAGGACUUCGAAAAGAUCACAGACCCAUCGACACCCGUUCCGUCCGCCCCCGUGUAUGCUGCACGUCUAAAUGGUCUGCUUAAGAGCCUGGCCAGUGCUGAGGGCGCUGUCGCAGAAUGUGUCAAGGCCAGGAAGGGCCUCAUUGGCGAGUUAGAGAAGAUGCUCAGCGCGAGCCAGGAGGCGCUGGCGACCGACGAGAGACAGUAUGCCGAGCUGAUGUCCCGCAAGGCGGAAACGGAGGAGAAGAGACGUGAGAUUGAGCAAGCGAUUAUGCGUGGACUUCCGACACACGAGGCUUCGCAAUCCCCCGGCAACGGGGCGUCCAAGACUCCUGAACCUGAGAGACCAGAAGUUGAGGCGCUGACACCCCCGGCCGUGGAGGCCUUUACACCGCCGUCAGUGGAAGCACUCACACCUCCUCCGGUCCACGACGAGCCGCCUGUUCCUCACCACACAGAAGCGGACCAUGCCCGUUCGGCAUCGAGCCAAGGUUUCCAGCCUCCGGCGGCGUCAGGCAUCGAAAUGUUGUCAGCCCUUGCCUCGCAGUACCAAUCCAUCCCUGUCUCGGCAAACGGCGCGAAGAAGAGACGCCGGCUCGAUGGAGACGAGUUCCCUGAUCUUGGGGGCGAUGAUGGAAUCGAUGCCGACGUGGCAGAGAUGCUGCGUAAGGAGAGUAACGGUAGCGCUUGA